AUGAGCAACAGCAGCCUCCAAAAGCCCAUUGAUGUGGCUGAGUACCUCUUCAAGCGACUCUACGAGGUCGGCGUUCGAUCUAUUCACGGUGUUCCAGGCGAUUACAACCUUGUCGCCCUCGACUAUCUUCCUCAAUGCAACCUCAAGUGGGUCGGCAGUGUUAACGAGCUCAAUGCUGCCUACGCUGCUGACGGUUACGCCCGUGUCACCAAGAUGGCUGCUCUCAUCACCACCUUCGGUGUUGGUGAGCUCUCUGCCAUCAAUGGUGUUGCUGGAUCUUACUCUGAGCACAUUCCCGUUGUCCACAUUGUUGGAUGCCCCUCUACCAUCUCUCAGCGUGACCAAAUGCUUCUUCACCACACUCUCGGCAAUGGUGACUUUGACGUCUUUGCCAACAUGAGUUCUCAAAUCUCCUGCAACGUUGCCAAGCUCAACAAGCCCUCUGAGAUUGCUGAGCAGAUCGAUACUGCUCUCCGCACCUGCUGGCUCCGCUCUCGUCCUGUGUACAUCAUGGUCCCUACCGAUAUGGUCCAGGAGAAGGUCGAGGGUGCUCGCCUUGACACCCCUAUUGACCUGUCUGAGCCAAAGAACGAUCCUGGUAACGAAGACUUCGUUGUUGAUGAGAUCCUCAAGGCCAUGUACGCCGCCAAGCGUCCUGUGAUCCUCGUCGACUCCUGCGCCAUUCGCCACCGUGUUGUCGAAGAGGUUCACCAGCUUGUUGACAAACUGGACCUUCCUGUAUUCGUUACCCCUAUGGGCAAGGGCGCAGUGAACGAGGAUCAUCCCAACUACGGCGGUGUCUUUGCUGGUGAUGGCUCUCACCCUCCUCGUGCCCAGACCAUUGUCGAGGAAUCUGAUCUCCUCCUUACCAUUGGUGCUCUGAAAAGUGACUUCAACACCACCGGUUUCUCCUACCGCACAUCUCAAAUCAACUCGGUUGAUUUCCACAGCACUCACUGUAAGGUCCGAUACUCCACAUACCCCGGCGUUGCCAUGCGCGGCGUCCUCCGCAAGAUCAUCGACAAGGUUGACCCCAAGUCUAUGCCUGCUCCUUCCAUUCCCGAGGUCAGGAAUGAGGUUGAGAAGAACAAUGAUGACUCAGAGACCAUUACACAAGCCUGGUUCUGGCCUCGCGUCGGCGAAUACCUCAUCCCCAAUGACAUUGUCGUCACUGAGACUGGUACCGCUAAUUUUGGCAUCUGGGACACUCGUUUCCCUCGUAAUGUUACCGCCCUCAGCCAGGUUCUCUGGGGCAGCAUCGGCUGGUCUGUUGGUGCUUGUCAGGGUGCUGCUCUCGCUGCUAAGGAUGCUGGAAAGGACGGCCGAACAAUCCUCUUUGUUGGUGACGGAUCUUUCCAAUUGACUGCCCAGGAGCUGAGCACCAUGAUCCGACAUGGCCUCAAGCCCACGAUUUUCGUUAUCUGCAACGAUGGUUUCACUAUUGAGCGAUUCAUUCACGGCAUGGAUGCUGUCUACAACGACAUUAACAACUGGAAGUACAAGGACCUCGUCAGCGUUUUCGGUGGUGAGAAGACUUGCAAGACGUUCCAGAUCAAGACCAAGAACGAGCUCAACGAGCUACUUACCAACAAGGAGUUCAACGCUGCUGAGUGCUUACAAUUUGUCGAGCUCUAUAUGCCCAGGGAAGACGCUCCUCGCGCUCUGGUUUUGACCGCCGAGGCCAGCGCCAGGAACAACGCCAAGAAGCACUAA
Fusarium venenatum is the source of this 1713-nucleotide messenger RNA. Its product is annotated as thiamine diphosphate-binding protein. Lineage: Eukaryota; Fungi; Ascomycota; Sordariomycetes; Hypocreales; Nectriaceae. Gene Ontology annotation, molecular function: thiamine pyrophosphate binding; magnesium ion binding; pyruvate decarboxylase activity. Gene Ontology annotation, cellular component: cytosol; nucleus. The record is from RefSeq and is a predicted model, not a curated record.